GUGUAUUUACCUUUUUGCAAAGAUAUGCUACCAAAAUGUAUGCGUUUCGACAUAAUGAUACAAAAUUGCAUUUGGAUAGCCUCGUUAGCAAACUGUCUCUGUCUCUUAGUUUUCUCUGGGAGUAGUUAGUUUUUAACCUCAAACUGUUGGCAAGACACGAUUUAAAACAUUGGCUCUUUUCAAAAUUCGCGCUGUUUGUUCCGCUUGCAGAGAUUACUGGUUAGCUCUGUUAGCAUUUUAGCUUUACUACUAUAUUGUGGAUACCAAAAAGCCAGAAUCGUCUAAUAUAAGAAAGGUCAUUGACACACAUUUUUACAAUGCAAGUGACGGACAUCGGGAACAAAGAAGAUGGGAAAAUCUGGCAUAGAAAACCAACUUCGACAAAAGGGCCCAUGGUGACAGUGGUGCGCACUGCACAGCAGGGCAAGACUGUGCGCUUCCUCCAUGUUGCCUUUGACACGACAGGAGAGUCCUUUAUCGCUGGAGAUCACCAUGGAAAUAUCUAUGUGUUUGACAUUGGGAGAAACAGAUUUCGACUGGUGCAAAAGACUGGACAGGCCUGCACAGCUCUAGCAUUUACACUUCGUCGAACAUCAGAGUUCCUUGUAGCUUUAGCAGACUACACAGUCAAAUGUUUUGAUAAAGACACAAAACAGCUUGUUAGUUGGAUGCGUGGCCACGAUGGAGCAGUUUCGUCCAUUUCUGUUCACAGUUCAGGCAGAUAUGCAAUCACCACCUCCUUAGACACUGCCCAGCUUUGGGAUCUGGACACCUUCCAGAGAAAAAGGAAGCUCAAUGUUCAACAGUCUGUUGGCAUACAGAGGGUAUUUUUCCUUCCACAUAGUAACACAAUACUCAGCUGUUUCAGUGAUGACUCCAUCUUUGCUUGGGAAAGUGAUACUUUAUUCUGCAAAUACCAAUUGCCUGUUCCAGACUGUGGACCUCGAAUCUCAUACAAGGCUUUUGCUGUUACCCGAGAUGGUAAGAACCUUGUUUCAGCGGGGCGCUCCAACCUGCUGCAUCUUUGGUGUUUGGAAAUUAAACAGCUUAUCAAAGUGAUUCAAAUGCCUUCACAAGUCCGAACAAUCAGACAGCUUUUGUUCGUACCUGACACUUUUGACAAUGGAGCUAACCAGACUCUUGGUGUGCUCAGCCAGGAUGGUGUGAUGCGUUUCAUCAACAUCCACACAUGCAAACUUCUGUUUCAAUUUGGUUCGCUCGACAGUGGCCUAACUGCAGUGGAUGUUUGUCCCAAUGGUAGAAACAUUGUUGCUGUCAUGGAUAAUGGUGGCAUCAACAUCUAUAGUUUUCAGAGUCUGACAGAAGAAUUAAACCAGCCUCCUAAUUCUCAGGUUGUAGUGAUUAAAGACAAGGAAAUUAAUCAGGUUGUCCCAAAGGUUAAAGUCAAGUCAGGUGCAGUGCAUAAAGCAGCUCCAUCUUCAGGUAGACGGACACAAGCAAAGACCUUAAGACCUUCUGGUGCGUGUGAUGAUAAAGAGAAUGAAUUGCCUGCGGGUUUAAACAGGAAGCGAUUGGUGGCCCUGUUAAAGGCAUUCGGAGAAUAUCCUGCUAAAUAUAGAAUGUUUGUGUGGCGCUCUUUGCUAUUUCUGCCAGAAAACUAUGCAGCAUACGGCAGCUUAACUGACAAAGGUCUCCACACCGCAUACCUCUCUCUGCAUGAGAAAUAUCCCAUCAAAAGCCAGAAGCUACAGAGGGGACUGGAAAGAGUUUUGUCUGCCUUGGCUCACUGGGCAGCCAUCUUUGGAGAGGUGGAGUAUCUCCCUCUUGUGGCCUUUCCUUUUGUUAAGCUGUUUCAGAACAAUCCUUUGCUCUGCUUCGAGGUGGUUGCAACAGUCAUGGUGAACUGGUGCCAGCACUGGUUUGAAUAUUUCCCCAAUCCUCCUCUAAAUAUCUUGAGCAUGGUAGAAAAUGUUUUGGCCCAUCAUGACAAAGAACUCCUGCAGCAUUUGGUGGACUGUGGCAUCACUUCACAGAUGUAUGUUUGGCCCUUGCUUGAGACCCUGUUCUCUGAGGUCUUAACUCGAGAUGAGUGGCUUCGACUUUUUGACAACAUUUUCACCAAUCACCCAUCAUUCCUGCUUAUGACCUGUGUGGCUUAUAUCACAUGCAGUCGUGAGCCUCUUUUGCUGUGCUCUCAAAAACAAGACUUUGAGUAUUUCUUUCACCAUCGUAACAACCUGGACUUGGGAGCCAUGAUAAAGGAAACAUAUCGUUUGAUGAGCAACACCCCUGCGGACAUUCAUCCAAAGACACUGCUUUCUGACUUCACCCCUCUCACAAAAGGACAGUACCCAAUUUUUAAUCAAUACCCUGAAUUCAUAGUGGAAUACCAGAGUAGUGAAAGGGAGAAAAUACGGCUGCAGGAGAUGGAAUAUUUACGUGAAAGGCAGGAGUUGUCCACAAUGCAUGCAGAAUUUAUUCGUCGACAAGCUGAACAGGAGACCUACUAUGCACAACAGGAGCUACUGCAAAAAGCUGAAGAAGAGCGCAGAAACAUCCUUGCACAAGAAGAGGAAAAGUUAACUCGACAGAGAGAAAAGUUGGUGGCCAUGAAGAGGGAGCUGAAGGUGAAAGAGCUGCAGCUGCUUGAUGCUUCCAGAAGACGAUUUCUCAAACAUCAACAGGAAGUGAAGGCAUCUCAAAUAGAGAAAUUGGACCAAGAGAUCAGUAGAAAGAUGGAUCUACGGGAUCAAGAAACGGCAGUAGCCAUUCAGGAUCUGGAAGUGAAACAGAUGGAGCUUGAGGCUCAAAGAAACCGACUUGAAGAGGACUUGUUGAAAGAUCAGGAGGAAACUGAGAGAAGAGUUGCAGAUGAGGUGGAGAUGAGAUUGAGAAAAGCAGAACGAGAGAAUGAGAGCUUGGGACAGCAACUCCACAAACCAAACAAAAAUAUACAGGAUCAUGAGUCCUCCCUGACAGAGGCAUUGCAGCAGCAUUUGGAUUUGGGCUGGGAGCGCGAGAUGGUGGUGCAUUUGGAGCGGGUCGAGGCUGAGCAGGACAGAAACAGGGAGAGACUGACUGAGGUUUACUGGCAAACAGAGGCAGAGGAGAGCAGGCUGACCGACACUGUGAGAGAGGCCGCAGGAAAGACGUGGGAAGAAGUCAUGAAUGCCCGAGUCCAGUUCUCACAGCAGCAUAAACGCAUUUCUCCAGGAAAAACAGGUGGCCUACAACAAAGAUCAUCUCCUUCCUCUAAUGGACUCCCUCACACUUCAGAUGGUACUACGGAGGUCAACCUGCCAAGUACCAGUAGUGCUUGUAUGACCCAGCAACACAGAACUGCAGUUAUGCCCCGGCAACAAGGGACAACGAUGGUGUGUCUAAACAGCAGCUCCCCCACAGAGAGUACCUCCACCAACUUCUCUCUGGAUCGGGGUCGGGCCCAGCUGGAAGACGGAGAGAGAGAGCUGCUGAAGGAAAUCCGUGAAUUGAGGCAGAAACUGGCAGCUCGAGCAAAAGAAGGAAGUUCUAUGUCUUCUCAUUCUGUCCACGCACUGUCCUCCCCUGUCUCCCAAUGACUCAUGUGUGAUUAUUGUUUGUUUGUUUGUUUGGUAAACUAGAAAGGUCUGUUACAGCAUUUACCACUGUCAUAGUAAACAGGACUUUCAAUCAAUCAAUGUUUUAUAGAAUGUAGUUUCAAUUUUAUAUUGUUUAUACAAUUGUUUUAAAAUGAUGGAUUCACAUGAAUUGUUUUUUUGGUUUUUUUGAUAAAACGUUUAAUGGCA
This is a messenger RNA of Periophthalmus magnuspinnatus, 3746 nucleotides long. It is a transcript of the gene tbc1d31, whose product is annotated as TBC1 domain family, member 31. Gene Ontology annotation, cellular component: centrosome. The record is from RefSeq and is a predicted model, not a curated record. Gene Ontology annotation, molecular function: protein binding. The transcript has 23 exons. Bases 318 to 3539 code for a protein of 1073 amino acids. NCBI's taxonomy places the organism in Eukaryota, Metazoa, Chordata, Actinopteri, Gobiiformes, Gobiidae.